Molecule: messenger RNA, 1911 nt
Organism: Phytophthora infestans T30-4
Lineage: Eukaryota; Oomycota; Peronosporomycetes; Peronosporales; Peronosporaceae
Exons: 1
Coding region: 1-1911 (636 amino acids)
Source: RefSeq, a predicted model, not a curated record
AUGUCGGCAAUCAAAUUAGGACAAACACUCAGCUCCAUUACACUCCGAGGUGCUGCACGAGUCGACGCCGUCUCGACACACGUGGCAACGCCGGUCGAAGCGACCUGGGACCAUGGCGGCAGUGGCGGGACGGCAGCAACGUUAGUGCUCGAUACCGACGAGUACAUCGACUCGAUGGAGAUUCAUUGGGGCAAGAAAGGACGUAAAAUACGCGUAUUUUAUCUCAAGCUCACCUCGAGUGAAGGCAACUUCAUUUCUACCGGGAUAAAGACUGCAAACAGCGCUAAAGUGAAAGCCCCCGCAGGUUUCCAACUCAGCGGCUUCUUCGGUCGCGCAGCAGCAGAAGUGGAUCAACUUGGUGUCAUCUGGACACGAAGGUCGGCAAAGGCAACAAACCUCACUGACCAAAUGGGAACCGACUGGUUCGGCAAGAGGAUUCGCAACUGGGUGGGGCCGACUAUUGGCAAUGCCAAAGAUACGGCGUGCUACCGGCAAAUGACGCCGUAUAAUAGCAGUAAAGUGUGUCCUGCAGGCUACACCAUGUACGACCAGGUCGAAGCCAACUGCAUCGCCGAAUGUCCGCUAGCGUACCCGGUGAACUGCUUCCUGGAGUGUAUCCCUCAAAAUGACGACUGUGCAUUGGAGAUAGCGCAGAAGGCGGUGGCAGUGCUGGCUUCAGUGGUUAAUGUGGCAACUGCCGGUAUCCUGGGCACAGUCAUUUCGGUGUAUCGCAAUGUACGACGAAAUUUCUUCUGCGCCGCGAACAUCGUCGGCGUGCUCCGAUCUCUCGUCUACUACGUCAGAUUCAAGCAAACCACCGCGCCACAAGGAGCAGUGGAAGAUAUUCUCGCAGUGGCGUAUCAAUCCGAUGUCGUCCUGGUGGACUUGCCAGUGGCCAUCUGCCAUUGUCUAGGACUUCACGUGCCGCCAACGUUGGUGUUCACUGGUGUUGUGAUGAUGAUUGUGGAGGCCAUUGUCAAGCAGGCAAUCGUCAAUGGCGACGAGAUUCUCUCGUCUGCGAGCAAUGUGUACAAUCUACUGUACAACGUCAGUGCUCUCAAUUCGUCCCAUUCCAGUGUGGGCGAGCUACAAGAGCUCAUGGAUACAAACUCGACGUGCGGAUAUCAACUCAAACGACUGACCGACCACGUUAUCCUGUCGGUUAAUAACGCUCGCAAGAAAGACCCCGGCGCCACAAUUAACGAUAUCCGAGUGAAGAUCAGCAAGUCGUCGCUUGUCCUGAAGGAAAUUCCAGCGGCAACUAAUAAUUGUAUGGAGGAAUUAUUGUCCUACAAGACCAGGCAAGCGGCGUUUGAAACGCGAGAUCUACUGAGGAAAACUUUCGGCGUGAUCGUGGACCAGCUGGUCAAUACAGCGACGACAAAUAAAGGGGUAUUUGUGGCACAGCAACAGUAUAUGCUGGAGGUGACAAACUAUGGGUUGGUGAUGUUUUCGGGGCUUGACCCGACACGAAUCGUCUGGUUGGCGUCUCAGUUCGUCCAGCCGACGUGUGGACCCACUGCGUUUAUCGGUGAGAUCGACGACGGCUCAUUAUAUGACGCAUUGGGUCUUCAGACCAUAGACGAAGCGUUUGUCGGGAGCUAUGGCUCGUGGAAGAAGAAAGGGGAUGGCGUUGUGAACCUCGUUUUCACGAGUAUUGACACAAAAGAUGUCAAAGUUGUGAUUCACUCGGGUGGCAACAAAAUUGCCAAGGUGCCAGUGGCUGCAGGUGGGAGGGCGACAUGGAACUCGACGGUUGAGGAACUGGAAGACAAGACGUUGUAUCUGGAUCGCUGGCGACCGAAUUUUAUCGGCAUACCAGGAUCGGGCGGUGGGUCGCUCUUGCUGUGGGUCCCGAGGGCCACGCAUGGCGGCCAUUUGACUUUGCAUGUGCGAAUUAAUGUCAGCUAG